This is a messenger RNA of Kuraishia capsulata CBS 1993, 3609 nucleotides long. RefSeq lists its product as uncharacterized. NCBI's taxonomy places the organism in Eukaryota, Fungi, Ascomycota, Pichiomycetes, Pichiales, Pichiaceae. Bases 1 to 3609 code for a protein of 1202 amino acids. The transcript has a single exon. Gene Ontology annotation, cellular component: plasma membrane. Gene Ontology annotation, biological process: intracellular potassium ion homeostasis; potassium ion import across plasma membrane. Gene Ontology annotation, molecular function: high-affinity potassium ion transmembrane transporter activity. The record is from RefSeq and is a predicted model, not a curated record.
AUGGUUUUGCCAGGGAGAGGCAGGUUGGCCCCGAAGGACACUUUGGGGUUUAAAGUGCGAAGGAAGCUAGAUAAGGUGGAGAAGGCGAUCGGACCCUUCAUUAUCAAGAUUAUUCCAAGUUUCAUUGUGGCCCACUAUGUUUAUAUAAUGUCUGUUUGCAUUAUUGGGUCCAUUCUGAUAUAUCCACAGAAGAACUUGAAGUAUAUUGAUGCGUUGUUCUUUGCAGUUGGAGCGUCAACCCAGGCUGGCUUGAACACAAUCGAUUGCAACGACCUCACGCUGUUUCAGCAACUAGCUACCUAUCUGAUCGCGAUGAUUACCACUCCGAUUUUCAUCCAUGGAUCUCUUUCUUUUCUGAGGUUAUACUGGUUCGAGAAGUAUUUUGAUGAUAUCAAAGUGAGUGCCAAGCAGAAUUAUAAGAUGAGGCGAACUGCAACCUUUGCUGCUAUGAGGUCUCAGACCAUGGACUCUCAAAACCGCCGAACGAGAUCGUUCAAUAUGACAGAAUCUGGUGGUGGUGGCUUUGACAUCGCUAGAAGAAACAAAACUUACCAGGAAGCUCUCAAAAACAAUUCUUUGAGUCCAGGAAUUGCUACUGAGACGUCUCCUUCCUCAUCCAGCACGCAGAAGUCAACAGAUUUGGACCAGCCCAAUCAGGAUAUUGGGAUGAAAAUCCUUGCUCCGAAUCACUCAGAAGUAAGCCCUACUUCAGCAGAAUCGAUAAUGGAGAGUAUAGACAGUGAGGUGGUACAUUUGACUGAGCCUAGCGACUCAGAGGAGGACGUGGUGGAGAGAAUACCCUUGGAUCUCCAGUCUCCAGCACCUCCUCCUCCUGUGAUAAGAACACUUCCACCGACGGAGAGUCCAGAGACAGAUAUGACAAGUUCGGCCUCAAUAACACCAUCAGUAGGCGAUGCUGUGACUUCUCCGCAGAUCAGUUCUUCUGAAGUCUCUUUAGGGGAGAUGGCCGAACAUUCUGGAGCCAAAGCUAUAGAAUUUGCGUCCUUGCCUCAGCCAAAGAGAGGCCGUAUCGAGCCUAGAGACAUGUACAUGUCGAUCGCUAUGAUGCAGAAAAACAAACAGAUAAGCAACGAAAACGCAGAGUCAGGGCCUGCUUUGAGAAUCAGUGGCCCGGCAGAAAGAGAGAGACACAAACACAAGCCUCGCCACGGCCACCAUGGCCAUCAUCAUCAUCACCACCAUGGACAUUCUUUAAGUCCUCAUGGACAUUCAAGGGACGUGAAAAGUCCCGGUAGACACUCACGAUCCCCCAACAGACAUACCCACGAGAUUUCAGAGCCCGUUGAGACAACUGAUCAUAACGAAAACCAUUCUAACGAUCAGCCUUCUGGCCAGGAUUUGCACGAGGCGGAUAAUGAGGCCGAGAUUUCAGGCCUUCGCCAGACGCCCACAUCCAUUCAUUUUGCUGUGCCCGAUAUCCCUAGGCGUGAUGGAAGACGAGACUCUCAUUUGAGGCCUUUGAACCAUGAAGCUGACAACGAGCUUGACGAGGUGGAAGAAUUGGAAUCAUCGGAUGAGGAGGAUCCCGCUUUGAUUGCAAGAACGCAAAGUCAAGUGGUCGGCAAGUCCGAAGGCAGAUCUCAGUUGCCAAAGAGAUCAAUGACUCUUGAUAACUCAAAGGGUAAUGGAUUGCUCAAGUCGAGCUCAUUUGAACGGCAGAUGCGCAAGAGAUGGAGAAAGAGUCACCCCCUCAGAAAGCUGAGUAGGAAGCUCACCUUAACCAGGACUCGUUCUGGCCUGGGUGCAAGGCACCCUUCAUCGGAUAUGACGACUACAUCGGAUGAGUUUGACUCCGAGGACGAGGAGCUUGCUCUUAACUUCACGUUACCUCCAAACAGAUCUAUGUCGACCAAUUAUCUUUCCUGGAAUCCCACGCUGGGAAGAAAUUCGACGUUCAUUGCGCUGACUGACGAGCAGAAACAGGAAUUGGGAGGUGUUGAGUACUGUGCACUGAAGCUGCUUUCCAAGAUUCUAGUAGUAUACUAUAUUGGCUUCCAUUUCCUGGCAUUCACUCUGUUUGUCCCAUGGGUAUGCAAACAUCACAAAUAUGUCAAUGUGUUGCGAGAAGAUGGAAUUGCACCUGCCUGGUGGGGAUUUUACAAUGCUGCAAGCACGUUCAAUGAUCUCGGAUUCACACUUACGCCGGAUUCUAUGGUCCAGUUUGCUGAGGAUACUUACGUUUUGCUCCUGUCGUGCUUUUUCAUCGUUGUUGGUAACACCGGGUUCCCCGUUUUCCUCAGGUUUGUGAUCUGGGUUAUGUUUAAGUUGUCGCCAGAAUUCUCCCAAACGAAGGAAUCUUUGGGCUUUUUGUUGGACCACCCCAGACGUUGCUUCACGCUUUUGUUUCCCUCUGGACCAACCUGGUGGUUAUUUUUCAUAUUAUUGCUCCUGAAUGCACUGGAUUGGAUCCUGUUCAUCAUCCUGGACUUUCAUGCCAGCAGUUUGAAGAACCUUUCUGGAGGCUACAGAGUUUUAGACGGACUCUUCCAAGCGUUCAGCACCAGAACUGCCGGUUUUCUGGUUGUCAACCUCUCAUUGUUGCACCCUGCAAUCCAAGUCAGUUAUCUUGUGAUGAUGUAUAUUUCUGUCUUGCCUUUGGCUAUCUCCAUUAGAAGGACCAACGUCUACGAGGAACAGUCUCUCGGAGUGUACUAUGAUGACGAUUCAGAAGUGGACCAGGACAUGAGCGCAAAGAACUUCAUCAGCACACAUUUGAGAAAACAGUUGUCCUUCGAUCUGUGGUUUUUGUUCUUGGGCCUUUUCAUCAUCUGCAUUUGUGAGAAUGGUAAGAUGUCCAAUGGAGACGUCAACUUCGGGGUUUUCCAAGUGAUGUUCGAGAUCACGUCUGCCUACGGUACCGUUGGAUUAUCCCUGGGUUAUCCGAACACGGAUGCUUCGUUUUGUUCUCAAUUCACUGUGAUUUCAAAACUUGUCGUGAUUGCCAUGAUGAUCAGAGGUCGUCACAGAGGAUUGCCUUACGCUCUCGACAGAGCCAUCAUGCUUCCUAGCGAAAAGAUGAAACACCGUGAUGACGUUCAGGCACACCAUGCUGUCAGAAGAACCCAGAGUCUUUCCAGAAGUGCCACGGGCGUUUCUGGUGAUACGGUUUCCGAUGUUUCAAGCACCGAUGGACGUUCACUGGCGGGAGCAUUUAGACGUGUUAGCAGGGUACCCGGGGGAAUCAAGAGAAAGUUCAAUAAUUCUGUUUCGGGUGUACAUCCUGCCUCUAGAUAUUAUGACUUCCCACUGCGGACGGCAGAAACCCAACCUGUUACGAGGCAAUUCUCGAGAAGCUCCGGUUCUAGAUCAGAUCCUCGUCGUCACUCUGCCAAUCCACGUGAAGAAUACGCUGGUGAUGGUGCGUCCAUCGGCCGUAAUCGUUCUUCAGUAUCGAUGCGCUCGCGUACCUCAGCUGAACCAAUGGUAUCUUAUACUUCAGAACAGUUCUCAGGAGUCGAGAGCCCAAGUCUCGCCAACAGGCUCCGGUCCAAUUUGGUCCAUGAUUUUGACCCUAAAAACAUAGUGUCGGGUGGUGAGAAAAUUCUCAGGUUUGGUGGAGAUGCUUUCAAGAGGACACUGUCGAUGUGA